UUCCCUUCUAUUAUCUUCCUCCGUUUGUUCUGCUGGUUUUUUCUUCGGAUGGGAAUGGUUCUGUUGAUCGGUGUUCUGGUGUGCUUUGAUUUACUGUUCUUUUCUUCGCAUUAGGACUUCUGCUUGUCACCGCAUCCCCUUUUCUUCCUUGGUGUUUAGAGGAUCAGUAUUAUAUAUUUCGUGAGCGUUUCUGAUCGAUUGCACCUAAUCAGGGCCGACUAGCUGGGAACCGUCAUGGCAAAGAGUUCAUUCAAGUUGGAACAGCCUCUAGAAAGAAGACAGGCUGAAGCUGCACGGAUCAGGGAGAAAUACCCAGACAGGAUACCAGUUAUUGUUGAAAAGGCUGACAGAACUGACAUACCAGACAUUGAUAAGAAGAAAUAUCUUGUUCCUGCUGAUCUUACUGUAGGGCAGUUUGUUUAUGUUGUUCGGAAGAGGAUAAAGCUUAGUGCAGAGAAAGCCAUCUUCGUGUUUGUGAAGAAUGUUUUGCCUCCUACAGGUUCAUUGAUGUCUACUAUAUAUGAGGAGCAUAAAGAUGAAGACGGCUUUCUUUAUAUGACCUACAGUGGGGAAAACACAUUCGGAAUGUUCUGAGAUCAGCAAACACGCAGUCUCCCCCUUACAUAAUGAAAAUAAUAUUGUACAUUCUUCUUUUAUCGCUCCAGUUCUCUCUGUCUUCUCAUCUCCUUGGAUGAAUCACCAAAACCUAGUAAAGUCUUCCACUUUGUCUCUUCCUCUCCCUUGAGCACAAUAUCAACGGGAAGAACUGAUAUUACCUAUCAAUAAAUUCCUUGUGCGUCUCAAAAGUCCAA
Nymphaea colorata (pocket water lily) is the source of this 812-nucleotide messenger RNA. RefSeq names its product autophagy-related protein 8C-like. Gene Ontology annotation, biological process: cellular response to nitrogen starvation. Bases 235 to 594 code for a protein of 119 amino acids. The record is from RefSeq and is a predicted model, not a curated record. The transcript has 6 exons. NCBI's taxonomy places the organism in Eukaryota, Viridiplantae, Streptophyta, Magnoliopsida, Nymphaeales, Nymphaeaceae.